Paramecium pentaurelia is the source of this 731-nucleotide messenger RNA. The record is from the annotation of a GenBank genome assembly. Lineage: Eukaryota; Ciliophora; Oligohymenophorea; Peniculida; Parameciidae.
AUGAAUUAAUAAAGUUUGUGCUUAAAAUUUAGAAUAUUGCAUCAACAUAGAUAUCUCUCACAUCCAAUUUAUAAUACACCCAAAUCUAAAUUACAACGUAGCUUCAGUUUGCCUAAAUUCUUUGUUUUUAAUACAAGAAAUCAAUUUCAUAAAAUACCACAAAAAAUGAGAAGAAAAAGUUGUGAUUGUCAGGAAUGUGGACGAAUGACUAAUUUUCAAUAUAGAAAUAUGAAUAUACCAUUCAUUCUUAAACCCUCUAGAAUAAGAAGGCAACCAUCUCUCAAAACUAAUCGAUUAUUGACUGCAUAAAAUACAAGUAUACAAUUGUACUACCAAUAUUCAUAGAAAAAUUAUUUCGCAAAUUCUCUGCCUCUAAAUAAGAUUCUUUAAUUUGCACAUCAUCUUCUCAAUUACUACUCACUUCUCUCCGUAGAGCUUCAGCAAGAACCACAGAAAAACUUAUAGAAGAUACCCAAAUUCGCAUAUUUGAGCCUCCUAAAUCUUGUAAAAGUCAUUUAUUAUAAAAUCCUAACAAACCAGAAAUAACAAAGAUUACUUUAUAAAUUCCAAAAUCAUAAAGAAUAAUCAAAACAUAACCUUCAGAGCACACAAAGAUUAAGUUACCACGAACUCUAAAAAGCAUGAAGUAAAUUUACAAUAGAAACUUUCUUUGUACAUACUUGACUAAAUAUAAGAAAUCAAAAACCUUGAUGGUUUUAUAAAAGAUAUGA